CUCCCCCUUUUCUUCCUAGAAAGGGAGAGGAACUCAUCCUCGAGGAAAUACCAGUUCCCUCCAGCUGUCCUCCGCCGCCGCCUCCGCCUCCGCCCGGCAACCGGGUUUAGUCCAUAACUCGUCCACCCUCCGAACCCCGCCGCCAAUAAUUACCCCUCUUGAUCUCCUCCUCCUCCUCUUCUUCUUCUUUUGCAAUUUGAUGAGCGCUCCUAUGUGCAAGACCAAAAUGGCGGUGGAAGCCACUGAGCCCAGAAGAAGACCACCCCUCUCCUCCUCCACCCCAGGACUCUCCCCCUCCCAGACCCCCAGAUUGGCCCCCGGCCCCUCCGACCCCUCCGCCUCCGCCUCUUCCAGCGGUGGCUACUACACCUCCACCUCCUUCCCCAAGCUCUCCUCCGGCGCCGGCACCGGCACCGGAACCGGCACCUCCUCCCUCUCCAGCAGCACCUCCCUCUCCAGUUUCCGCCACUCCCUCCCGGACAAUCCCGUCAUUUACGACUUCUCCGAGCUCCGCUCUGCCACCAACAACUUCCUCGCCAAGCCCCGCCACUCCUCAUCCUCCUCCUCCUCCUCCUCCUCCUCCUGGCGCUGCUCCGUCCGCGGCAAGGACGUCGUCAUCUUCCAGCGCAAGUUCAGGCGCAAGAUCGACAUGCGCCGCCUCAGGGACCUCCUCGGGAUGAUCUGCCGGAGCCACCUGGUCAGCAUCGCGAAGCUGCUCGGCGCCUCCGUCUCCGGCAACAACAUCUUCUUGGUCUACGAGUUCGUCGACGGCGCGAGCCUCUCCGAUUGCCUGCGGAACCCUAAAAUGCCCAAUUUCACGGUCCUCGGCACCUGGAUGUCGAGGAUGCAGAUCGCCGCCGACGUCGCGCACGGCCUCGAUUACAUCCACAACCACACCGGCCUCAACAUGAUCCUCGUCCACAACCACAUCAAGAGCAGCAGCAUCGUGGUGACGGAGCCGUCGUUCAAAGCCAAGAUCUGCCACUUCGGGACCGCCCAGCUGUGCGGCGAGGCGGACGAGAACGACGUGCUCCGGGAGCGGGCGGUUCCGGCGGAGGGCGGCGAGAUCCGGGAGGAGGGGGCCGGCGAGGGGCCGUCGGGUUCGCCGCUGAUGGAGCGUUCGGACAGCCGGAGAAUGCAGUUCGAGGGAGUCCGAGGUUACAUGUCGCCGGAGUUCCGGGUCACGGGCGUCGCGACCCAGAAGUCCGACGUCUACUCCUUCGGGGUCGUGCUCUUGGAGUUGCUAUCAGGUGAAGAGCCAUUCAAGUAUAAAUACGAUAAGGAGAGCGGAGACUUCGUGAGGACUUCCAUCGUCGAGACCGCGAGGGCGGCAGUCGACGGCUGGGACGGAGGAGGAGGGGUGGAGGGGAGGCUGAGGAAGUGGAUGGACAGGCGGCUGAGGGACUCGUUCCCGGUGGAGGUGGCGGAGAAGCUGGUGCGGCUGGGGCUGGAGUGCGUGGAGGCGGAUCCGGACAGGAGACCGGACAUGAGCCGGGUCGAAGGGAAGAUGUCCAAAUUGUACAUGCAAUCCAAGAGCUGGUCGGACCGCAUCAAAGUGCCCACCAACAUAUCGGUUUCGUUAGGACCCAGAUGAGGAGGGCCAUGACCGGAGGAGGAGAAGAACGUGAAUUACAUGGCCAGGAGAUACUGGAACUCGUGGUCGUACGGUAUCUUCUGGACCGAGAUCGGCGCCGCCUUGCCCCCGUUGCGGCGCUGGAAGCAGUCCACGAUG
Rhodamnia argentea is the source of this 1732-nucleotide messenger RNA. Its product is annotated as protein LYK5. The record is from RefSeq and is a predicted model, not a curated record. Gene Ontology annotation, molecular function: ATP binding; protein kinase activity. Lineage: Eukaryota; Viridiplantae; Streptophyta; Magnoliopsida; Myrtales; Myrtaceae. Gene Ontology annotation, biological process: protein phosphorylation. The transcript is spliced from 3 exons. The coding region runs from base 200 to 1594 and encodes 464 amino acids.